AUGGAGGCAGACAGACUAGAGACAGAUCUGGGCAUCGCCGCCGACAUUGAAGAAGCCCAGAUUCUUCGUGCACAGGAGCAACAGACUAGUGUAUCAGAUACAACACACGGCGAAGGGGCAACCAAACAGCCAAAGAAACGAUUUGUUGGAAGGCGAACAGCUGCGGAAGCGGCCGCAAAGAACGAUGUGAACAGCCCAGCAUCUUCUAGUAAUGCUGUUGGAACUGCAAAGCCAAAGCGUGCUCCCCGACUCCUUAACAGAGUGCCCCCCGAAAUCUCCGAAGACCCAGCGCUCAAGGAAGCCAUUGCUCUCCUACCCUCCAACUACAGCUUCGAAAUCCCAAAGACGAUUCACCGCAUCCGUUCGGCUGGCGCCAAAAAGGUUGCUCUCCAAAUGCCCGAAGGACUGCUCCUUUUCGCUACCACAAUAUCCGACAUCUUGGCCCAAUUCUGCCCGGGUAUCGAGACUCUCAUCAUGGGCGAUGUCACCUAUGGCGCUUGCUGUAUUGACGAUUAUACUGCACGUGCGCUGGGCUGCGAUGUCCUGAUUCACUACGCACAUAGCUGCCUCAUUCCGGUAGACGUCACAAAGAUCAAGACGCUCUAUGUAUUUGUCGAUAUUAGCAUCGAUACCCAACACCUGCUCGCUUCGCUGGAGCGCAACUUUGCCAGCGGUAAGAUAAUUGCAGUCGUUGGCACUAUUCAGUUCAACGCCACUAUUCACGGCGUUCGAAGUGCUCUUGAAGCAGCUGGAUUUAAAGUUAUUGUCCCUCAAAUAAUGCCCCUUAGCCGAGGCGAGAUUCUUGGCUGCACAUCACCGCGUCUCAGAGAGGAAGACAAUAUCGACCUGAUACUCUACCUUGGCGACGGCCGCUUCCACUUGGAAAGCAUCAUGAUCCAUAACCCAUCUAUACCUGCAUACCGAUACGAUCCUUACUCGCGCAAGCUUACCCGAGAAACCUACGGCCACGAUGAAAUGCAGUCCCUCCGCCGGACGGCUAUCACAACUGCACGCACCGCCAAGCGCUGGGGUCUCAUUCUCGGAUCCCUCGGCCGUCAAGGAAACCCGCAUACUAUGGAGUUGAUAGAGAAGGAGCUGAAAGCUAGAGGAAUACCAUGGGUCAACCUGUUACUAAGCGAAAUCUUCCCAGGCAAACUUGCCAUGAUGAGCGAAGUCGAAUGCUGGGUACAAGUAGCAUGCCCACGACUUAGCAUAGACUGGGGUUAUGCUUUCCCGAGACCAUUGCUUACUCCGUAUGAAGCGCUGGUCGCUCUAGGCGUUAGAGAUGACUGGUCAAAACAGGGUGUCUACCCAAUGGAUUAUUAUGGCAAAGAAGGCCUUGGUCGAGUCAAGGCCCCGGAGCAGACGCCGGCUUAG
Molecule: messenger RNA, 1377 nt
Organism: [Torrubiella] hemipterigena
Lineage: Eukaryota; Fungi; Ascomycota; Sordariomycetes; Hypocreales; Clavicipitaceae
Source: the annotation of a GenBank genome assembly